AUGUCUGUUCAAAAUUAUACUACUUUAGGUGAAUCCGGCCUCAACAUUUCCAAAAUUAUCGUUGGAUGCAUGUCCUUUGGGUCUUCUCGGUGGAUGGAUUGGGUAAUUGAAGAUGAAGACAAAGUCAUGGAGAUUUUAUACAAGUGUUAUCAAUCAGGUCUCACAACAUUUGACACUGCUGAUAUGUAUUCCAAUGGCCUUUCUGAAAAAUUGCUAGGAAAAUUUAUCAAGAAAUAUGAUAUCCCAAGAGGAGAAAUUGUCAUCUUAACAAAAUGUUUCUUUCCAGUUAAUCCAGAAGACUUAUCACUGUUAGCAAACACAGCCAAUGGAAUUUUCCAUUUGAACACUGGAGGAUUGUCACGAAAACAUAUUCUUCAAGCAGCCAGAGCCUCUGUUGAAAGAUUGGGAACAUACAUUGAUGUUUUACAAAUUCAUAGACUUGACAAAACUCCUAGACGUGAAAUCAUGAAAGCUUUAAAUGACGUAGUGGAUGAAGGAUUGGCUCGCUAUAUUGGUGCUUCAGCAAUGAAGGCUUUUGAAUUUGUGGAGUUGCAAGCACUUGCCGAGAGUAAUAGCUGGCAUAAGUUUAUUUCAAUGCAAAAUUAUUACAACUUAUUAUAUAGGGAGCAGGAAAGGGAAAUGAUUCCAUUUUGUCAAAACAAUACUACCCUUGGGAAAGUUACUUGCAUUCCUUAUUCUCCUUUAGCUCGUGGUCUCUUAGGAAAACCAGUGGAUUCAGAGAAAUCCUUGAGAACUAGAACCAGUAGUGAUAAAAUGAUUAAGAAAAUGUAUCACACAGAAGGAGAAGGUGUUGAUAUUGAAAUCAUCAAUCGCGUAGAGGAAAUUGCUAAAAAGAGAGGUGUCUCUAUGGCUAAUGUCUCUAUUGCUUGGGUCCUAUCAAAGGGUUGUUGCCCAAUCAUUGGAUUUAACUCUGUUGAAAGAGUGGAAGAUGCUGUCUAUUCAUUUGGUUUAGAAUUAACCAAAGAAGAAAUCGAGUAUUUAGAAGAGCCUUAUGUUCCAAAACCUUCUGUUACUUAA
This is a messenger RNA of Saccharomycopsis crataegensis, 1038 nucleotides long. RefSeq names its product aldo/keto reductase. Lineage: Eukaryota; Fungi; Ascomycota; Saccharomycetes; Ascoideales; Saccharomycopsidaceae. Bases 1 to 1038 code for a protein of 345 amino acids. The transcript has a single exon. The record is from RefSeq and is a predicted model, not a curated record.